Molecule: messenger RNA, 1596 nt
Organism: Akanthomyces muscarius
Lineage: Eukaryota; Fungi; Ascomycota; Sordariomycetes; Hypocreales; Cordycipitaceae
Exons: 4
Coding region: 1-1596 (531 amino acids)
Biological process (GO): amino acid transmembrane transport
Cellular component (GO): membrane
Molecular function (GO): L-amino acid transmembrane transporter activity
Source: RefSeq, a predicted model, not a curated record
AUGACUAAUUCUUUGUCGAUAACCCCGAACGAUUCGAAGGAUGGUGUCCAGCCCCGAGUGAGCCAUGGUACUGGCGUGGAUGAAGGCAUCGGCAACCUCACCUUUGACCAGUACACGACCGGAGGCUUGGGACGCCAUCUUGGUGUCGUUAGCACAACGUUUCUAAUUGUCGGUCGCAUCAUUGGUACAGGUAUCUUCUCGACGCCUUCCGCCAUCGUCGCCGGUGUUGGCAGCGUGGGCGCAUCGCUCAUGCUCUGGGUUCUGGGUCUUUUGAUCUCCAUAUGCGGUCUUUGCGUGUGGCUGGAGUUUGCCUGCAUGAUUCCGCGCAGCGGCGGCGAAAAGGUCUACCUCGAGGCAGCCUACAGACGACCCAAGAUGCUGAUGACGUCUGUCUUUGCCGUCCAGGCUAUUGCGCUGGGAUUCACAGCAUCGGGAUGCAUCAUCUUUGCGUCUAACAUUGUCAUUGCGGCCGGUCGUGUCGCGAGCGAAUGGGAGAAACGAGGCAUUGCCAUUGGCGUCAUCGUCUUUGUCACGGUCAUCCAUACCUUUUUUCCCAAAGUCGGCGUGCACGGCAUGAACUUUUUCACCGUUCUCAAGAUUGUCCUGCUGCUCUUUAUCGUCGUGACCGGAUGGGUGGUGCUCGGCGGCGGCGUGUCCAAUGUCCACAAUCCCCACGCCAGCUUUCGAGACGCCUUUGCAAACUCGGCGCAAUCUGGAAACCCUUAUGCAACGGCCCUUUUUAAAGUGUUAAAUUCUUAUGCUGGAUGGUCAAAUGCAAUGUAUGUCCUCAACGAAGUCAAGAAUCCCGUUCGAACAAUCAAGAUUGCAGGACCUCUUGGGCUUUCCCUCUGCGGUGUGCUAUAUCUCCUUGCCAACGUCGCAUACUUUUCCGCCGCGACACCUCAGGAAAUCGCUAAGAGCGGCACCACGGUCGCCGCCUACUUCAUGGGCAAAGUCUUUGGCGUUGCGGCCAAGCGCGCGCUGAGCGUCCUCGUCGCCUUGUCCGCCCUGGGCAACGUCAUGACGGUUACUUUUGCGCAGGCGCGCGUUAAUCAGGAACUGGCCAAAGAAGGUGUGAUCCCGGUUCCUCGCUUCUGGGCUUCCAAUUGGCCAUUUGGCUCUCCCUCAGCUGGGCUGAUCCUCCACUUUAUCCCUUCUUUCAUUGUCAUUGUCGCCAUUCCAUUCGGAAAUGCUUACAACUUUAUUCUGGACCUUGAGGGAUACCCUGGAUCUGUCAUCAAUUUUCUCGUCGUCGCGGGCCUGUUCUAUCUUCGGCACAGCGAGCCGGACACACCCCGCCCUUUCAAGGUGUGGUGGCCGAUUGCCGUCUUCUAUAUGCUCGGCCAGGCAUUUCAGCUGGUGGCACCGUUUCUUCGCCCCCCGGGUGGCAAGGGAGACACACCGCCGCUGCCAUACUGGCUGUACUGCGUGGUGGGAAUCGCCGUCUUGCUUGCGUCCGUGGUGUACUGGUUUGUGUGGUGGGUGGCCGCGCCAAAGAUUGGCAAGUAUAAGCUGGUACCGCAAAAUGAGCCUUUGGCGGAUGGUACCAACGUUAUUGUUUACCAUCGUGUGUCUAAGAAAUUUGAAGAUCCAUGA